AUGGAUAUAUAUUUAUUUUCCGUUUGGUUUAUACAGAACGAGGAAAAGUGUUUGGAUUUUCUAAACAUUAGUAAGAAGAACAAAGCCAAGUCGAGCGUACAACACAUUGGCGGGUUAGCGCGAAAACAGAAUCCUGAACCCACAAAAUCAAUUUUUGUGUCGAGAUACGGAGCACGAUCACUGAAGACCUCGACAAUGAAAGGUAACCAGGAAUUUUUUCAGAAGGGUGGGGCCCACGUUUCCAAGGGCGUUCACAUCAACCCACGCGUAAAGAAGGCUCAGUAUGCCGUGCGCGGGCUUGUGCCGAUGCGAGCCGACGAAAUCAGGGAGGAAAUCCGUUCAGGCACGGGGAAGUCGAAGUUCUCCUUCAACGAACUGGUUUACUGCAACAUUGGCAACCCCCAAGCCCUGGAGCAGAAGCCGCUUACCUUUCACCGCCAAGUGAUGUCGCUUAUCGAUGCUCCAUUUCUGCUUGAGGAUAACGCCGUCGUCUCUCGAUAUCCCUCUGAUGCUGUUUCCCGUGCGCGUCUCUACUUGGGCCACAUCGGCCAACGUACUGGCGCCUACACGGACUCCGCAGGCUAUGCCUUUGUACGUGACAUCGUCGCGCAGUAUGUGAAUGAGCGUGACGCCUAUGUAAAACCGCUUCAGGAGGCAUCGUCGAUUGUGCUUACAGACGGCGCAAGCACUGGUGUGCGCAUAAUCUUACAGACGCUUGUGGGCGAUGAGAAGGACGCUGUGAUGAUUCCCAUCCCGCAGUAUCCGCUGUACACGGCACAGAUUGCAUUGUUGGGAGGUACCCCCGCGAUGUAUUACCUUCGUGAGAGCGAAGGCUGGGCGCUGAACGUUGGAGAGCUCGAGGCAGUAUACAAAGACUGUGUGGCGAACGGAAACGCGACGCCCCGCGUGCUCGUCGUGAUUAACCCUGGUAACCCUACAGGUGGCGUGUUGGAGCGCACUGUGAUGGAGGAGGUUGCCAAGUUCUGUUGCGAUCACGGUGUUGUGCUCAUGGCCGAUGAGGUUUACCAGGAAAAUAUCUACACCGCGACCAAGCGGUUUGAGAGUUUUCGGAAGAUUGUGCUCGAACUUCCACCACCAUACAACACCGACACCGUGCUUGUUUCCUUGCACUCCGUGUCGAAGGGUAUUAUCGGUGAGUGUGGUCGCCGUGGUGGGUACUUCACACUCACAAACGCUCCGCCUGAGUUAGUGGAGCAGGUGAUGAAAUUGUGCUCUAUUAACCUCUGCAGCAACGUCAACGGUCAGCUUAUGACGGCACUGAUGUGCUCCCCGCCGAAACCUGGCGAUGCGAGCUUCGACCACUACACGGCAGAGUACAGUGGCAUUUUUGAAAGCCUUAAGCGCCGUGCUGACCUGCUUGCAAAGGAACUGAACAACAUCCGUGGUUUCAAGUCCCAAUCUGUUGAGGGCGCCAUGUACGCUUUCCCCACUAUUGAGCUCCCUCCCAAGUACGUGAAGCACAACGAUGAGAUGAACUCAAAGGAGGGCCGACAGCUUGCGCCGGACGCGCGUUGGGCACUGGAGCUUCUCGAGAGCACCGGUAUUGUUGUGGUGCCGGGUUCUGGCUUUGGGCAGCAGCCUGGGACACUGCACUUCCGCACGACGAUCCUCCCACCCGAAGCGCAUAUGGAGCGUGUGGUGAAGGCUCUGCGCCAGUUCCAGGAGGGCAUUUGGGCCAAGUAUGCAUAA
Messenger RNA from Trypanosoma brucei brucei TREU927, 1710 nucleotides. Its product is annotated as alanine aminotransferase, putative. Gene Ontology annotation, molecular function: pyridoxal phosphate binding; L-alanine:2-oxoglutarate transaminase activity. Bases 1 to 1710 code for a protein of 569 amino acids. The record is from RefSeq and is a predicted model, not a curated record. The transcript has a single exon. Gene Ontology annotation, biological process: biosynthetic process. NCBI's taxonomy places the organism in Eukaryota, Euglenozoa, Kinetoplastea, Trypanosomatida, Trypanosomatidae.